Molecule: messenger RNA, 2861 nt
Organism: Scatophagus argus
Lineage: Eukaryota; Metazoa; Chordata; Actinopteri; Scatophagidae
Gene: tmem165
Product: transmembrane protein 165
Exons: 6
Coding region: 202-1122 (306 amino acids)
Biological process (GO): Golgi calcium ion homeostasis; manganese ion transmembrane transport; Golgi calcium ion transport
Cellular component (GO): Golgi apparatus
Molecular function (GO): manganese ion transmembrane transporter activity; calcium ion transmembrane transporter activity
Source: RefSeq, a predicted model, not a curated record
AGUCCUAAACUCAGCCGCAAGAAUCCAACUUCCGCCCUGAGCUCGCUUUGUCGGUCUGAUCGUGACGUGUAUUAGCGAAGAGUUCCUCAAAUUGGAUAUGUUGCUAAUAUGAAGUUAGCCUGUUUUGUUGCUGGUGAUAAUAAAUGAUCAGGAGAAAAAUCAAAACAUCGAUUGUUUUUGAUCGGGGUUUUGGAAGCCAUUAUGCCUCUCAUGGUCGGCGGAGGAGACGGACGGGCUAAUAGAAAUGUGAUGUGUGUCUUGUUUCCGCUCGCCGCCGUGUUUGUAUUGUCGGUCGGAGUUGCUGCUGUUCCAGAGGAACACAAAUCAGCUAUCCAAGAGCAACCUCCACAAGAGAAAGUCUCAAGUCCCCUCACAUUAAGCCCAGUUGUUUCUGAAGAUGGCUCCAGCAAAGGAAACCUGGGUUUCAUACAUGCCUUUGUGGCCUCUAUCUCUGUCAUCAUCGUCUCUGAGUUGGGAGACAAGACGUUUUUCAUCGCAGCCAUCAUGGCCAUGCGUUACAACCGUCUCACCGUGUUGGCAGGGGCCAUGCUCGCCCUGGGAUUUAUGACUUGUCUCUCUGUGCUGUUUGGCUAUGCCACCACCAUCAUCCCUAGAAUCUACACAUACUAUGUGUCUACAGCUUUGUUUGCCAUAUUUGGUGUACGCAUGUUGAGAGAGGGGCUGAAAAUGAGUCCAGAUGAAGGCCAGGAGGAGCUAGAGGAGGUACAGGCAGAGAUCAAAAAGAAAGACGAAGAGCUUCAGCGAUCCAAGUUGGCUAAUGGGACUCCAGAUGUGGAGGCUGGAUCAGGGACUGCUGUUCCUCAGGGAAAGUGGCACAGCUUCAUUUCACCCAUUUUCAUCCAAGCCUUCACCCUCACCUUCCUGGCAGAGUGGGGGGACCGCUCACAGCUGACCACUAUAAUUCUUGCUGCCCGGGAGGAUCCGUUUGGAGUUGCAGUGGGUGGUACACUUGGACACUGUUUGUGUACAGGCCUGGCUGUCAUAGGAGGGAGAAUGAUUGCCCAGAAAAUAUCCGUCAGAACAGUAACAAUCAUUGGAGGGAUCGUUUUUCUGGCGUUUGCCUUCUCUGCCUUGUUCAUCAAGCCAGAACCUGGAUUUUAAUAGGACUUUCAGGAUUUCUCUGUACAUACAUGUAAAAUUCGGUUAGGUUACUUGAGAGAGACUGUAGUUUUGACUCUGUGUGUGUUUCUCAACAGGAAAUGUGACAUGUUAAACAGAGAGCUAAAGUCCCGCCCUCAUGUCCCAACUGGUCUGUGGGUUUUCUGUUGGAAGUUGAACAUUAUGUUAUUAGCAUUAAACAACAUUUCCCCAAGAAACUUAACCUGGAAUGCGCAUCCGAUCCUCAUGAGAGGUGUGUCUGUUGAGUGCUGAAAACUUUCCAUGAAGUAAAACCCUCAAGGAGAAGAAAACACUGAGUGACAGAGGCUAACUGGGAGAGAGGGCAGGGCUGUAGCUCUCUGUAAGAACUGUAAUCUUAUCACAAAGAGUGUAAGAAAAACAGAAGACUGGAUUGUUGCUGAUUGCUGCCUUCCAUCCCAUCUCUAAAAGGUUCUGUGGCUCAGAAAUAGAGGCUGACCUGCAGUACUUCUCCCACUUAACCGUUUCAGUUAGACACUGCGUCCAUUUCAAAAUCUUUGCCAUUCUUGUUUUUAAAUGUUGGUUAAUUUUUGUCUUCUUUAAAUGAGCCCAGGUGCAUACAGGUAACUGUUGACAGAAAAGAAACCGUAUACCAAGCUGCCAGUCUCCUCUUACAGGAAUUGGCUGGUGCUGCUUGGUUGUUUAUUCCACAGUGACACAUGUCAAAUUAAAGUCACAUAAUAAAGCGGGCCUCCUUUACGAGAUUUUAUUAAGAUUUGAAUUUCUACUGUGAGAGGGGAAAGUGUGAAAACGGACCCAACAGCAUGUAAUUAAGAAAAUGAUUUGAGUUGAGAUUUUAUUUGAGGCAGAGACGUGAUUUAAAUUUUUCCCUUAAUGGUUAAUGCUUUGUUCACAUAGGAGCAGUCUUUUAGAGUGACAGAGACUGAACCACUUGAAUACCUCUGCUUCUAGGUGUUGCCAUAUUGUUAAAAUAUCUGUGUAGGUACGGUACCCAGAGAGCUACAUCACAGCUGUAAAAUGGUUUAUCUGCACCUCCCCAAAACGCUAGUUCCCCUGUUGGAGAGAUUUAUCGAGGUACUUCAUAUUUCUUGCUUCCAGUUUCAGGUACCAGUGGUGAACGAAACAUGAAUCGGGUCAGUAAUCACCUCCGUAGAUUCUCCCACACAGGUUAACUCCUCCUUAGUGAAUAAAGCCAUUUCCAGCAUGAAGCUCGCUGCUUCCAGUGUCGCUGCUUUGAAUCACAAAUACAGUCACUACAUCGGGUACAGAAUAGACGAGUUGCCUCCAUGGAAUGUAUCCUACACAAAACCUGCAGUGCACACUCCUUAUGCCCUAAGCAGCUGUGUUGUAGCUACAGUGACACCUGAACUCUGCAAUGUAAUUCAAGCCUACAUUUCUCUUUUUAUUUAAAACAGUAUCUAUUUAUUUAGUUUCAUUGUCUUUCCUUUUUAAGCACAUAUACUGUGGAAACAAAAAAAGGGGUGGGGCACAUCACUGUAAACAAGGAAUCAAAUUAUUUUUUUAAGUGAACAGGCUAAAGCUGCAUUGUCAAUAUUUGACAGACUGUGCCCAGCUGUGAAGUACUUGAUACAGGUUGGUUGAAAUGCCUAUAAAUCUAAAAUGCUCAAUAAAAAUGUUUCAUGUGUUGUCUGAUUUCUGAAACAAUCAUUUGUACUGUAUUGAGCUGAGUGGCCAUGAUGGGCACCAUCUUGUAAAGAAAAUAAAUGAAGGCACCAACAGAA